This is a messenger RNA of Postia placenta MAD-698-R-SB12, 321 nucleotides long. RefSeq lists its product as hypothetical. Gene Ontology annotation, biological process: iron-sulfur cluster assembly. Lineage: Eukaryota; Fungi; Basidiomycota; Agaricomycetes; Polyporales; Adustoporiaceae. The record is from RefSeq and is a predicted model, not a curated record. The coding region runs from base 1 to 321 and encodes 106 amino acids. Gene Ontology annotation, cellular component: mitochondrion. Gene Ontology annotation, molecular function: 2 iron, 2 sulfur cluster binding; 4 iron, 4 sulfur cluster binding; iron ion binding. The transcript is spliced from 3 exons.
AUGCAGCAACUACGCUCCAUAACAGAGCGCAGGAACAAUCCGAAAGCCGGGGUGCGAGUCUCCGUGGAGAGCGGCGGGUGCCAUGGGUAUCAAUACAAGGUGACGUACGCAGAGGGAAGAGAACCAAAUGACUAUCUGUUCUCCCAUCCAUCUGUGAGGCCGUCGCACAUCGUGGUGGACGCAGUGUCGAUGGCUCUCAUGAAUGGGGCGACUGUCGACUUCGUCAGGGAAAUCAUCGGCAGCCGAUUCCUCAUCGUAGACAACCCACAGGCAAAAGGAGGAAAUUGUGGCUGCGGGGUCAGCUGGGAACUGAAGAUAUAG